Molecule: messenger RNA, 3425 nt
Organism: Paramacrobiotus metropolitanus
Lineage: Eukaryota; Metazoa; Tardigrada; Eutardigrada; Parachela; Macrobiotidae
Product: protein unc-45 homolog B-like
Exons: 11
Coding region: 372-3194 (940 amino acids)
Molecular function (GO): Hsp90 protein binding
Source: RefSeq, a predicted model, not a curated record
UAAAAACAACAAAUUUUUCUGUUGCAUUCUCUUUGCAAGCUUUGAAAUCGCAGACGUUGAUGUAAUCACUAAUGAACGUUAUUUUACUGGACUUUUGUAGCUUGGACGUGUAAUUUCUAGAACGAUGCACAUGCAUGACUAAUAAGAGCAAGCUAAAUUGCUCUAAUCGUUAGUGCGCUCAUCUUGGGAUCUUUGCGUGGUACGCUCGCUCGUUCCUGUUUGCAGUUUGAACGUUUUCAAAUUGUGACUACGUAACACGUUUGAUUAAAAGGACCAGCCUACACGUCCUGAGUCGACAUUAUUAUCUGCGACGUGCAUGGAUUAUCUUCUGAUCGCUGUCAGUAUUGGGAUUUGUGUUCUCCAAUAUUGAAAUGGCUAACGGUGAACAGCCGCAGGACGCUAACACAGUAAAGGAGGCUGGGAAUGCUGCUUUUAAAGCAGGCCAGUUCCAGGAGGCUCUGCGCCUGUACAGCUCCGCCUUUUCGCUCACCAGCAGCGAUCAGCCCAAGGAACGAUUGGCGAUAUUGAAAAAUGAAGCUGCGUGUUACCUGAAACUACAGGACUAUGACAACUGUGUCAAAGUAACUACUCAGGCCCUGGAUCUGAGUCCUAACGAUCCCAAAGCGAUGUUCAGACGUUGUCAGGCUCUGGAAGCACUGAACCGCAUCGACGAAGCAUACAAAGAUGCUUUGCUUGUGGCUCAUGCAGAACCAAAAGAUGGGAAUGUGCAGGAAACGGUGAUGAGACUGCACAGAACGCUGCAAGAACUGAGCAAAAAGCAAGCUAGCACGGAGCAGCGCGUCACUGAAAUGAUGAAAAUGUUCGGACCAGAUGUGAAGGAUGUGGAGAAGCGUCGUCAGGCAGCGAGCAAUCUGAUUGUGUUGGCGCGGGACAAGGCCGGAGCCGAAAAGCUCAUGGAACGCAAGAUUCCCGAGCAGUUUGUAAAGUUCCUGAAAGAUCCGUCGUUGGAUAAAGAAGUCCGACUGUCGCUCGUUCGUGCACUGGGAGAGCUCUUCAAGGGCGAUGUUACCAGGUGUCGUGAACUUCUGAGAAAGCGCAUUGGUUUGCCACCGCUGUUGAAUCUUUACAGCGUUGAUAAUGAUGAGGUUGUUACCGCCGUUAGUGUAGCAGUAGAGAAUGUCAUACGAACCUUAUCAGGCUGGAUUGACAAGGAAAAACCUGAUCGCAAAAUGAUCCAAGAAAACCAAGAUGAUAUCGACCACACAAUGGAAUCGCUGGUCAGUCUCUCCGACCGUGCCGUUUUGUCGGCGGUGGGUCGUGAUGCCGUUAUUGAUCUGAUUUUGAAGAAUAUCCAGGAAAAUCUGUCCCCCGGAUUAGGCUGGACGUACCAGUUCAUGGAACGCGACGGUAUACAGAAAUUUCUUAAUGUCGCCGUGUAUCAGCCAGGUGGAAGUGAUUCCGAUCUGCUGGUUACCAAUGAAACCCGCGUGCAUAUUGCCUUGGCGCUGCAGAAGAUCUACGAUGAUUUGGAUAGCGAUAAGAAGCGGAAUAUUUUUAAAGAGAAAUGCGAGCAGUUUGUCAGUUUACGACUAAACGAUGCCGAUCCCAAGGCGAAAAUCCGGGCUGUACUAGCAGUUACGGCUCUUUUGCAAGGGCCUUUUGAUGUGGGAAAUUUCCUUUUGGGAACUAAAGGAAUUCUGGAGUUACUGCUGGCCAUGGCCAGUUCUGACGAUGCUAAUCAACAGCUGGUAGCCGCGGAAGCUAUGGUUCAUGCCGCAUCCAAAAAAGAUAAAUGUGCAGCCAUUUUGGGGGAUGGAUUGCCACUGCUUAAGAAACUUGCUCAGUCACCUAACGACAAUGUUCAGGUGCGUGCUCUGGUUGGUUUAUGCAAAGUGGGAUCUUCUGGUGGUAUCGACGCAUCUAAUCGCCCCUUGUCCAAAGAAAUGAUGGAAAAGUUGGCCGACGCUUGUCGAAAGUUCUUAUUGAAUGCCAGUAAGGAUUUCGAUCUGCGCCGAUGGGCGGCAGAGGGAUUAGCCUAUCUGACGCUGGACGCCGAUGUUAAAGAAUCUUUAAUUGCCGACCGACCAGCGCUGCGAAGCCUGAUUGAUUUGGGCCGAACAGGAAAUCAGAACGUCAUCUACGGUGUAGUGUCUGUGUUUGCUAAUUUGUGCAAUGCCUACGAAAAACCAGAAGUCGUCCCGGAAAUGAAGGAGCUGGCAAAGUUUGCUAAACAACACGUCCCCGUGGAACAUCAAAAAGAUUCGCCCGAAUUUAUUGCACAGCGAAUCGCGGUGCUCGUUGAUGAGGGUAUCGGAAGCUCCUUGGUUGCUGUCAGCAAGUCAGAAUCGAAAAACAUCCGGGAAUUAAUAUCUCGGGUGUUCAACGGCAUCGUGGAGAAUAAAGAUCAUCGUGGCAUGAUGGUGCAACAGGGGGCUGCCAAAGUGCUGAUCAAGCUAGCGUUGGAUGGCACACCGGCCGGGAAGGAGCAGGCAUCGCAAGCAUUGGCCCGGAUCGGCAUCAGCAUCAAUCCAGAGAUUGCCUUUCCCGGCCAGAGGUCCGCGGAAGUGGUGCGACCGUUGUUGAAUUUAUUGGAUGUGGAUAAAGGAGCAUUGCAGAAUUUUGAGGGAUUGUUAGCGUUGACCAAUCUGGCACAGCUUAGCGAGAGUGUUCGGCAGCGUAUUGUUAAAGAUGGUGGAUUAGCCAAAGUUGAGCAUUAUCUGUAUGAGGAACAUGAAAUGUUGAAGCGGGCGGCCACGGAGUGUGUGUGCAACCUGAUGUUGUCGCCAGAUUUGCAAGACCUUUACAUCAAUGUGGAAUCGGAUCGUAUCAAACUUUUGGUUUUAUACUGCGGCGACGAAGACCCCGCUGUGGCACGAGCUGCUUCCGGCGCGUUGGCGAUGUUGAGUCAAGAUCCCAAAGCCUGCGAAAAAAUUAUCAAGCCUAAUUCGUGGCUGGAAAUCAUGAAGGAGAGUUCCAUGUCCGACGAUGUCGAACUGCGAGUGCGCAUCCUGUUUAUUUUGGGCAAUUUGAUUAAAUUGAGCGAUGAUGCAGCCAAGGCCAUUGCGAAUUCUGAGUUGCUGGAAAUACUGAUGGCCACAGUGCAGCUAAAAGGCGUCGCCAAUGAGAAAUCCAAGAGCUUAGCGCUGGCUGCUUUGCGCGCUGCUCUCAAGAAGCAGCUAAUUGCUCCCAAUCCCGAUCUGAUGAUUGCGGAAGAGGAGGAAGAAGAGGAGUGAAUGCGGCGAUGGUUUUUUGCGUUUUUAUUGUUUUAUUCUCAAUGUAGCUGCCUUAAUUGCAUGUUUGUGUGAUAAUGAUGAUUUGUACUUGUUUGUUCCUGGUGUACCUGUCUAGAUCUGCUCUAGUCCUUUUUACCACGGGUUGUACUGUCCGAGUCCCGGUUUUUGGUGUUCCUAUAUUGAGUGUUUUAUGCUAAGUAUAUUUUUAGUGUAAAUAAACUUGACAAUGAA